UUCUCCGCCAAUUUUGCAAUAGCUGCGCCUACAACAUGCUCAGCCGGUUGCUGCGCGCUUCAGCAUACGUGGAUGGCGCAGCCGGACUCUCUCAUACGCGACAUAUCACCGCCUGCCACACGUCGCUCAAGUGUGCAGACGCAGCGACUCACGCCGAGUGUUGAGCAUCAAGGUACGCGGCGGAUUCGAUCGGGUUGUAAGGAUGUGGACGAUGGUGAGCUCGAACCCACGUUGGCUGCUGUGGAGGCUGGUAAGGCAGAGGUCCGCGAGCACCUUGAGUACUUCGCAAGGCAUCUGAGCGCGGUGAAGCGAGCAUCGCCGCAGCCAACAAUCUCUAUCACGGAGUUUCGAAACUUGUACAAGCGCAAUCAUAACGCACACGGCCAUCACUUUGUCAUUCACCAGCAUGAUCAUCCCAUAUCCGGCGUUCACUACGAUCUUAGGCUUCAGUUUUCUGAGACGAGCAGCGUAAGCUGGGCGAUACCGUACGGUCUGCCUGGUAAUGCCAACUCCGUGCGCCCUAACCGCAUGGCCAUUGAGACGCGAGUGCACAACUUGUGGCAGAAGAACAAUCUAAUCGAGUCCGCAUCACAUGCCACAGGCUCGCUUCUAAUCUGGGACACUGGAGAGUAUGAGGUGCUGGAGAGUAGAACACGGCAAACACAUAAUACUGAUGACGAGCAUUCAGGUGGUGAUGACCAACCUGAGCGAGCGGCUGAGUCGCAGAAUGGGCGACUGAGGGUAGCUUUUCAAAGCCGUCAUAUCCACCUUCGCCUCAACGGCGCGCGCUUGCCCCCGGGCUAUACUAUUGCGCUCAGGCUACCGUCACAAAAUGAUGCAGGCAAACAGCCACGCAGAAAGCGCCGACGCCUCGAACCUGGUUCAGCGGUCGAGUCAACCAAGCGGCAUCUUGCGUCUUUCAAGGAUGACGACGACAGUGGUUCCGACAAUGACCAAUCGGAGACUGCUUCUAUCAUGACCAGCAACGUCGAUGCUGCGAUGGCUUCCGAAAGCGAGGGCGAGGAUGCCACAAUCCGUGCAAACAACGCAUAUCCGGGAGCCACGAACAGUAUUGGCUCUCUUCAUCAGCGCCACUGGUUGCUCAGGCUUGACCUUGGGAACUCGGGUUUCAGCAAGGCUCGCAGUGGAAACGACGAGGGCCGCUGGAUUGGACCCUGGACGCCAUUCUUCGUACGCGGCAGGGACUACGAAAGAAGUGUCGUGACAGGACGCCUGGCGGACGACGUAAUGGCAGACGAGGAUGUUGAUAUGUUUGUCGGCAGGAAGAUGUGGAGGCCAAUCCUCGAAUGA
This is a messenger RNA of Baudoinia panamericana UAMH 10762, 1311 nucleotides long. RefSeq lists its product as uncharacterized. Lineage: Eukaryota; Fungi; Ascomycota; Dothideomycetes; Mycosphaerellales; Teratosphaeriaceae. The record is from RefSeq and is a predicted model, not a curated record. The transcript is spliced from 3 exons. Bases 73 to 1311 code for a protein of 412 amino acids.